Molecule: messenger RNA, 1402 nt
Organism: Austrofundulus limnaeus
Lineage: Eukaryota; Metazoa; Chordata; Actinopteri; Cyprinodontiformes; Rivulidae
Gene: eif1ad
Product: eukaryotic translation initiation factor 1A domain containing
Exons: 5
Coding region: 186-728 (180 amino acids)
Biological process (GO): translational initiation
Cellular component (GO): nucleus
Molecular function (GO): translation initiation factor activity; RNA binding
Source: RefSeq, a predicted model, not a curated record
UCUUCCUUUUUGCACUUUCAGAAAACCUGAACGCAUGUUGUUGUGUCCUUAAGUAAACAGGCCAGUUUCUUUAUUUCUGUACUGUUUUUGCUGCCAUUUGUCUCAGAAGAGCGACGUUCCUGCAUUUUUCUUUCUUUUUUUUAUUUUCCAAGGCCGGUGAAGGAAUCAGAACUUCAGCCUUUAAAAUGUCACAGGCAACCAAACGCAAACAUGUUGUCAAAGAAGUUCUUGAAGAUUACGUCACACCCACAGAAAACCAGCAGAUUGUGAAGAUCAUAGGGAGCCGUGGGAACAACCUCCAUGAAGCCGUGUCUGCUCAGAAUGAUACCUUCCUAGUGAGCAUGCCCACUAAGUUCAGGAAGAAUAUCUGGAUUAAAAGAGGUGAUUAUGUGAUUGUGGAUCCUAUUGAAGAAGGAGAGAAGGUGAAGGCAGAAAUUAACUUCAUUCUCUACAAAGAUCACAUUCAGUUUCUGCAAAAACAGCAGCUGUGGCCCGAGGGUUUCUCAGAGGAGAAGUCACAGGACUUGACGAGCAAGAAGCAGGAAAAAGAAACCAAACUGGAGGAGGAAGACGAGAUGAAGGAGGAGGGUAGUGACUCUGAAGAUGAUGAGAGUGAUCUAUUUGUAAACACCAACCGCUGCAACUUCCAGUACAGCGAGAGUGAAGAAGAGGACAGUGAAGAAGAGGAGGAGGAGGGUGAAGAACAAAGGACAGAAAAUAGAUCUUAGCAGUGAGAGAAAGGACAAUCAGGACCGUAACACUGCGGUCAGCACAGACUGACCCCAGGAGGACUUUCUGUUGGUCUAUGGAACAGCUCCCCCUGCUGGUCACAAUGAGAACCUGUUGGAGGCUUUAAAUGACUGAACUAUUUCAAUCACUGUACAGUUUAUACUGAAAACAACCUGAGAGUCUGAAUGAAACUUAAAUAGAAUAAAAACAAACAUUUCUAUUGUGUUUUCAGGUUCUCUUUUCUCCCCAGCUUAUCCUACAUGUUAAAACCUAUCUUUAAAACAGCUUUCAUAGUUUAGUUAGCUCUCAAACACAUCCAUGAUAUUCAAACUAUAUGAAGAUUCAUGCCAUCUUUUUCAGCAGACCUUAGCCAACACUGAAAUAAAUCUGUAAGAGAUCCUGAACAAUGAACUGUUUUUGUGAAAAAGUGGUUCUUGGAUAACAGGAUUGUCAGGCUGAGUCGAGGGGUGUGCUGAGAAGCUGAACGUCAUGGUCACCUGGAAGGUAUCAGUCUAACCAACAGGAUGUGUUUACACACGUCUGCAGAUCUCACCUGUGUUUGGAACAAAAGUAGUCUUGGCUCCAGUUUUGAUUGACUUUGUAUUGAAUGGUGUUGACUUUGGAACCUGGUGUGAUAUUGUUGAUCUUUUAUAAUUAAAGUUCUAUAAAUUUA